Messenger RNA from Trypanosoma grayi, 699 nucleotides. RefSeq lists its product as hypothetical. Bases 1 to 699 code for a protein of 232 amino acids. The transcript has a single exon. Lineage: Eukaryota; Euglenozoa; Kinetoplastea; Trypanosomatida; Trypanosomatidae. The record is from RefSeq and is a predicted model, not a curated record.
AUGGGGUCACAUGAUGACGCGGCGUCCACUGCUGCCCGUGACACCCUGCACCGCACGCUCUACCUGCGCAGAGAGUACGCCCUCGUCGUGCAGUGCGGAGAAUUCGACGACGUUCUGCUGGUGCCGCCCCAGGGCGACUGCUGGGGGCAAAGCAGCUGGUGGCGCGGUUUGGUUUUCGUGCGCAACUUCCCGUCGCCGUGGUACCGUGGGGCCUUCACGUUCUUUGUGCGACUGCCGCCGAAAUACCCCUUCGAAUGCCCGACGGUCUGUAUGGAGGCACCUCUUAAGAGCCACCCUCUGCUGCAGGAGGACGGCGAUGGAAGGAAAUGCGUCAUUCCCUUCGACGACGUCUACGUGGGGCUCGACCCGAUGCGCGUGUCGGUGAUGGCGCGGCUGUUGCACCACGUGCGUGCUAUGUUUUACCCCACCGAUUGGCCAGCGGUGGUGCCCGUGAACAGAGCGCUCGCCCGCUACGACGUGGAGCGGCGAAGUGUCACCCAGGAGGUGGUGCUUGGGAAGCCGUACGUGGACUACUUGUCGCGGGAAGCGGUGGCGUUUUUCACGGGGACGAAGUACUUCGACGAUACCGGCGAGACUCGCACAGAUGCGGAAGCGGUGACAUCGCAGAAGAACAAUGAAAAGGCAUUCUCGCUCUGGCUUGGUCGUUCGUGGCUCCCCGCGGUGCGGCUUCUACAGUGA